Molecule: messenger RNA, 305 nt
Organism: Closterium sp. NIES-67
Lineage: Eukaryota; Viridiplantae; Streptophyta; Zygnematophyceae; Desmidiales; Closteriaceae
Source: the annotation of a GenBank genome assembly
ACUCGAGGUUGUUCCUCGCACCUGCAUGGGUGGGUGGGAAGAAGAAGGGGGGGCGGGGGGUAAAUGGAAAGGGGGAGGGAAGGGAGGGGGAAGCAGAGGAGGAGGAGGAGGAGGAGGAGGAGGAGGAGGAGGAGGAGGAGGAGGAGGAGGAGGAGGAGGAGGAGGAGGAGGAGGAGGAGGAGGAGGAGGAGGAGGAGGAGGAGGAGGAGGAGGAGGAGGAGGAGGAGGAGGAGGAGGAGGAGGAGGAGGAGGAGGUGGUGGUGGUGCAUCCACCAUUGCAUUGAGGGACGUGGCAUUCAACAACU